UGUGCCUAUCCUAUUUCUUGAAACAAAUAGAACGCAUAUGUGGCGAUUUGCUAUCCUUUGUGUAUUGUAGAUAUGAAUUUCAGUUUAUGUGGUGUUGAUGGGGUGAAUUGUGAGAGAAUCUAAUAGCAUCAUCACAUCCUUGCAAUUUCUGCAUGGUGAUUACUCAAGAUGGAUGUUGAUAAAUGGAUUGAAGUGGCAAAAGACUGCAAGUACUUGCCAGAGAAUGACCUAAAGAAUCUAUGUGACACAGUAUGUGACCUGCUGAUGGAGGAGUCCAACAUUCAGCCAGUGCCGUGCCCAGUGACAGUCUGUGGGGACAUCCACGGGCAGUUCUACGACCUGGAGGAGCUCUUCAGGACUGGAGGACAGGUUCCCGACACCAACUACGUGUUCCUGGGCGACUUUGUGGACCGCGGCUACUACAGUCUGGAGACGCUCACCCGACUGCUGACGCUCAAGGCCAAGUGGCCCGACAAGAUCACGCUGCUGCGGGGCAACCACGAGUCGCGGCAGAUCACCCAGGUCUACGGAUUCUACGACGAGUGUCAGAAGAAGUACGGCAACGCCAACGCCUGGAAGUACUGCUGCAAGGUGUUUGACCUACUGACUAUCGCGGCAAUAAUUGAGGACGAGGUGUUAUGUGUACACGGAGGUCUAUCUCCGUACAUACGCUCGCUGGACCAGAUCCGUGUGAUCGACCGCAAUCAGGAGAUCCCGCACCAGGGGGCGUUCUGCGACCUGGUCUGGUCGGACCCCGAUGACGUGGACUCGUGGUCCACCAGUCCGCGCGGCGCCGGCUGGCUCUUCGGCGCCAAGGUCACACACGAGUUCAUGGCGGAGAACAGCCUGAAACUCAUCUGCCGGGCACAUCAGCUCGUACAUGAAGGGUACAAGUACGUGUUCGACGAGAAGCUGGUGACGGUGUGGUCGGCGCCCAACUACUGCUACCGCUGCGGCAACGUGGCCGCCGUGCUCUGCUUCAACGACAUCAACAGCAAGGAGGUGAAGAUAUUCCAGGCGGUGCCCGAGGAACAGCGCAAGGUGCCGCCCAGCAUCACCACGCCCUACUUCUUGUAGGCCGCGGCGGUGCCGGUUGGAAAGGAGAGACACUGGGACGCCCGCGUGGGACGGUCCAUAGACGGCGGCGGGCCGAGGAAGCGCGCUGUGACAGCACGGGUCUGAACUGAGGCAGGAUGGGAGCCGCUGGCGGAGCGACGAGCCGUGAGGUGGCAGGGUGAGGACGGCCACCGGUGUGUGCCGAGGCGCCGCGGCCGGUGGCGGGCGCUGCCGCCGGCGAGGCCGCGCAGAUAAUACCGCGGCGGUCGGAGCACUGCGGCACGGUGUGCAGGAAGAGCAGUGUAGUGUGUCUAGCUGUGGCCGGAACCGAUUGAUUCAUGCCAUGUGGUGUGGGCUGCGGAUGAAGCCGUGUGCGCCGCGGCGCUCACACAUCAGACGAGCCGUGCCUCGUCCCACAACCCGCCUGCAGGGGCGAUGAGAUGACCGAGUCGACUCGCUCAGACUCUGUGUUGGCGAGCUGUCAUAACUGGCGGGCGAGCGAGCGUGUGCGACAUGCGACAACAAAGCGAGCGCGUGCCGUUCAUAAUCCGUUGUACUGGGUGAGUGGAGGCCAGGGCGGGCGACCCCGCUCAGCACGAGGCAACUGCCACCGCCGGGCGCCGCGCCCGGCUCUGUAAUCGUACGUAGAGGGGUGGGCCCGCACCCGUUUGCCCUACUGAACUGUUAGUAUGUGACACUGUACCGUACUGUUUGGCCGUGUACGUACCGGGGAGCCGAUCGACUGGUUAUAUGUGUACUCUCUGUGGUGCGCGGCGUCGUAUUGCGCCACGUAAGUCUCCUGCGCCGAGAUUGACCCGUGUGUACCUGGCCGGCGGCGCUGCGCCGGGCGUCGUUUUAUUGACAGGACCGGUUGUUAGUUAGUCGCUGACGCGGUGUUCGCUGCUGCGGGACGCCGGGACGCUCACUGUCAACUGCAGAAAUACAGUCCAUAAUUUGUA
Molecule: messenger RNA, 2015 nt
Organism: Amphibalanus amphitrite
Lineage: Eukaryota; Metazoa; Arthropoda; Thecostraca; Balanomorpha; Balanidae
Product: serine/threonine-protein phosphatase 6 catalytic subunit-like
Exons: 8
Coding region: 169-1077 (302 amino acids)
Biological process (GO): G1/S transition of mitotic cell cycle; peptidyl-serine dephosphorylation
Cellular component (GO): cytoplasm
Molecular function (GO): protein serine/threonine phosphatase activity
Source: RefSeq, a predicted model, not a curated record